Messenger RNA from Naegleria fowleri, 900 nucleotides. RefSeq lists its product as uncharacterized. NCBI's taxonomy places the organism in Eukaryota, Heterolobosea, Eutetramitea, Acrasida, Naegleriidae. Gene Ontology annotation, cellular component: dynactin complex. Gene Ontology annotation, biological process: cytoskeleton-dependent cytokinesis. The record is from RefSeq and is a predicted model, not a curated record. The coding region runs from base 1 to 900 and encodes 299 amino acids. The transcript is spliced from 2 exons.
AUGUCUCAACAACAACAAUCCUUCAAUUCUCUCGGAAAUGAGAAAAAACAAAUGAUCGAACGACUCGAGAAGAGAUGCCAAGAAUUGGAGUGUAGGCUAUUCCCUUUGGAAAUGUUGCAAUGGGAAGCAUCUAAUUUUAUUCUUCCCUAUGCGAGAAGACCGUUCAGGAAUACAAUCAAAACAUCGGACUCUUUUACAGCCAAGUGCCUUCCUAUUGAAAUACCGAAUCAUGAUGAAGAAGAGGAUGACCAUGAAUUUUCAAAUACAUCAUCCUCUUCUACAUUCACCAGAUCAGUGAAAAGUUCCCGAAAUAAUUCUCUUCUCUCUAAAGGAAGCCUUUUAAAACGAUUAAGAAAUUUGUUUGAGUCAUACAACUCUAUAGAAACACCUCUGUUGAAGGAAUUUCUGAACAAAAUGCAAAAGUGCAAUUUGCAGGAAUAUGAAUAUUUUUUGAGUGAUUUCAAGCAAAAAAGAACAGCACAUUCUGAUGUUGAAUACAGUCUGGAUCAUGCAAUUUCGGCUGUGGACGACGAUGCCUUUGAAGUUGAUGAUGAAAAAUCCCUCGACCUUUUGAAGAGAGAAGCACAAUGGAGGUACAUUGAAAAUCAAAGUGAGAUGAUCGACCAUUUAUCAAAGUCAUUCGAAGAGCUGGAUCGUCUUUUACCAUUGUUGGAUACUUUAAACGAUCGAGAUCAAUUGACAAAUCUCUGUACUAAGCUGAACGAGUUGAAAUCGUUCCAAAUUGAAAUGGACAACGUCGAUGCCUCUUCCUCUCAGCAAGCUUUGAUUAUUCAACAGAAGCUUUGUGCAUAUAAUGAUUUGAUUUUAGCAAUUUCAAAGCAAUUUUUGUUGUGGGACAAAUUACUUGGUCAGCUCGAAAAAGAAUCAGUCAGAAAAUAA